Messenger RNA from Cryptococcus deneoformans JEC21, 2996 nucleotides. Its product is annotated as expressed protein. The transcript has 5 exons. The record is from RefSeq and is a predicted model, not a curated record. Lineage: Eukaryota; Fungi; Basidiomycota; Tremellomycetes; Tremellales; Cryptococcaceae. Bases 1096 to 2214 code for a protein of 372 amino acids.
GCAGUCGCAACUUUCAAAACCACCUAUUGAUGGCCGAGACGAAACAGGAAUUUUGAAAGCUUGUACCUGUGGGCUUCAAGGUGGAAUACAACUGGAGAAGCGAACAUGGCUAGGACACCGACCGCUUGACCAUCUACAUGAAAUGGAGAAUACCCUCCAAAUCUUAAUUUUUCACCCUCGUCGGUCACAGAGACCUCUCCUGUGGCUCCUCCGCUCCUAGCCUUUGCGGCAAAAGAGAUAGAUUUAUCGGCCAAAUUCAAGCUCCACAAAGGCCUAGUUCAGAAUCACCACCUGCACAUCCAACUAUAUGCGCAACGCCGCUUUUUCCUAGCGCGUCCCCUUCACGGCCAUGUUCUCAUGUAAUUUCCCCCCCCAACGAGACUUUCCUUACUCCGAUCGUCAUCCAACGCCUACGCGAGAUACCGUUGCUGUCGCAGUUGCCUCGGUGGGUUUUCGACAUCAUUUCAGGUCUAAUUACGAUCUCUAUUCCCCUGCUAUCGCGUAUACACUCAAAGCCAAGCAUGGCUUCUCUCAUCGUGCCACCAGGGAUAUGAUUCAAUCAGCGAAUGACCUACGUCUGCUAGCAGCCAUGGACCGCAAUAGGGAACAUGAGGUUGCAAGCUCAUCAUCAUCGGUCCCUCUCUCUCCGUUGCCACCCUUAGCAUUCGUCAACUCCCUGUUAGCACAUUUCGUGCCACGACAGAGUGGCCAGGGGCAAAUCCAUACAUCAUCACCCAUCUUCAUUGUGCAACUAGCGAUUGCCACUAUAUUUGGUACGAGAUCUCCCCCAUGGAAGAGGGCUAUCAUCUCCCAGAUGUGUGCCCAUCCUGCAAGGGGCCUUUGAAGGACCGUGAUGGAAAAGAUACUUUCAACUGGUUCCCAAUUCGAACUAUCAAGGAUGAGCUUGAGGACCUGUUGGCCAUCACAGGAGUAGAAAGCUUAAUGGCGAGCAGAAGGAAUCAGAGCUGAAAAGACCUGAUGCCUCGACUGUAACGGCAAAUCGGGUUUUUAGCCACCAAAGCGAUGGCUCGGAAUGGGUCCGGUGGCAGCUGGAUGACCCAACAGCUUUAGUCGCCAGGAUAAACCUAUCAGAGGAUGGGGCCAACAUUUCCAGUGACCUUAAUGCCAAAAAAAGGUCGAUGGGUGUUAUCACGGGCCAGCUUGCCAACCUUCCGCUGGCGUUUCGCGGACGAACCAGCUGGCUCAGUGCUCUACAAAUUCUUGCUCCCAUUUGCUAUAGAGUUGAUGGCUGGCAGGACCUACGGCUUACGGAUUAAAACCCCCAAGUAUCCUGAAGGUCGCCUAGUGUACAUUGAUCUGGGACUCGUAUGCUGUGACCGACCCCUGGCUUGCGCUUUAACUGGAGCCCCUCAUUAUAAGGGCGAUAGUUCUCCCUGCUUCCGGUGCUUGAUCAGCAAAAAGGAUCUCCUGGACAACUGUACCCAUCCAACUCGCUCGUAUGAGCUCCAAACAGCCUCUGUGAGGGGAAAGGUAGCCUCAUAUCUUGCCGGCUUGCGCCACCACGAUGAAAACUCAACCCAAAACGUCUUCCAUGUCGACCGUCGUUCCGGUGCCCGCACGAAUAUGGAGGUGAAUGGGACCAAGAGCCUUUGGAAAAAGACGUUCCCAAACGGGGAGCAUCUCUCUGUGCUUGAUCUCUUUCCCUGGUUCAACAGAGCUGUGCGCACCGUCGUCGACUCCAUGCACGCAGUUUUGGAAGGAGUUCUGAAGACGUACUGGUACAAGGUUUUGUGCCAAGGGAUGUACAGUGGUGGGGAAAAAGGCUCGGUGAAUGAGCUGGCCGAUGUGGUGACCGGAGAAUCCAAGGAUGAAAACAGAGAAGUGGAUCCAAAUAACGAGCCCGAAAAAUCGACCAAAAAAAGGAAAGAAAGGUCUCAAGAUGUAUCACCGAACCGCCAAAAAAAGCGUUCCCGAAAGGUUAAGUGGGCUUUCAAGAGCGGCAAACCAGUCUUGACUACCAAGGAAAUUGACUGGUUUAAAGCUCGGAUCCCGUUGGUAUACAAGCCUACUUCCCUUGAAAACCUUUCUAGCGGCUUUGGAACCAAAGGCAACGGUAAGGUGAAGGCGAGCCAGUGGAGAGUUUUUGGGGAGAUAUAUGGGCCUCUCAUUGUGCCUUUCUUUUUCGAGUUCAUAGAACCAUCUUUGGGGGGCAGGACUGCGGAGGAAGGACUGAGAGGAUUGCAAAUGUCUUGAGAGGAAUUGAGCUUGAGCGAACAGAUGUACUGCAUAUAUUCCCAAUACUUUUGUUCGCGUACGUACCUUCGUUCUCUCCCUUUCUUUUGUCAUCAUGCUGGCAUGAAUGUUUAGUUGAAAGGCUCUAUAUCCCGCGUUACCUUGAAGCUUCUUUCUGAACAAUUGGAUUUGGCCAAACAAGGGCCAGGCAAUUCCUGAGAGGAUUCCGAUAAAGAAACGAAAAAAAGAUUUAUAGAAUUAGAGGAAAAGCCAAUAUAAAACCAAGCAUGAGUGGUAUGCCGAGGUGGCAUACGAGCUAUUCCACGAAGAUGAGGGGCUCUCUUGGGUCUGGAGACAAGAUCCAAAGGUCCCAGAUUCCUACCGAAGCAAAUGAAAAUGGGAGAAAAAAAAAUAAGCUGGCUUCAAUGAGGAGCAAAGUCACCAGGAUGGACGGCAUUAUGGGUCCAACUGGUGCCGGCCUAGAUAAGGCCGAAGAUAUCCUGCCCUCCAACUCGGACAUGGUUGGAGCAUGGCAGAAGGUCCGUAAGCAGUGCCCAUGGUACUUCUUAUGGAAGUCUUUAAAACCAACAAAAAAUCCUGUCGAUGAGAGUGCCAUAAACGCCCUCUCACGACCAGAUACCACUUUACUUGACCGCAGUAAGUUACUGGAAGAUGUUGGAUGAGCGAGAAAAUGGGAGCCUGGGACACGGAGGAUUCGCAGAGAGGCCGUUUGUGGCGUGGAUGUUGCGUGGCUGAUUUUCACAUAUUCUAUCAGAUUCUAUAAUAGUUUCUUUCUUUUCUUU